Marchantia polymorpha subsp. ruderalis is the source of this 3499-nucleotide messenger RNA. The record is from the annotation of a GenBank genome assembly. Lineage: Eukaryota; Viridiplantae; Streptophyta; Marchantiopsida; Marchantiales; Marchantiaceae.
CCGAAGGAGGAGGAGAAGAAGCAAGCGCAAGGCGAAAGGCGGAAAGCGAAGCGCAGCAGGAGGAGGGGGACAUGGAGAUGUUUGCAGCCACUGUGCGCGCGUGUGUCAGGGUCAGCUGCUGAGCAGCAGGGGGAGGAAUGAGCGUUGCGCAGGCCGAGAUCGGAGUCGAUACGGCAGCUCGAUAGCCAGAGGCAGAGGGAUAGCGAGAGAGUGAGGAAAUUCGAGCGCUCAGGGUCGGGACUAGAUUAGGAGGAGGAGGAUUAAUUUGCGGGUGUAAAAAAUCGCAGAUUUUGCGUGGGCGAAGAAAGUAGAGGAGUAGGAAGGGGAGUAGGAAGAGGAGGAAGGGGAGGAGGAGGAGGAGGAGGAGGAGUGGUAGGAGAAGGAGAGCGCUGCUUGCUCGGCUGCCUUGCUGCGUGCCUGCUGGCCUGCUCUGGUGCCUGCUUCGCUCGCGGCUACAGGGUUCCGUGGCUUAUGCCGCGAGUGGUGAAUGAAUGAAGAAGAAGGCGCAGGGAGCGAGCGAAGAAGGUCGAGCGCAGAAGUAGGACCGGAGGGAGGGAGGGCCAGGGAGGCGAGAGAGAGAGAGAGAGAGGGGAGAAAGAGAAAGCGAGCCGGGUCGUCGAAAUCGUGGAGAAUAAUGCCGGCCUCAGUGCCAUCUGUCGGUGGGCGCUGAGGAACUGACGAAUGCGUGCGAGUUGUCGUCGAGCGCUUCGGUGCGGGGAAGGUCCGGGAGUUUGUUGGGGAGGUGUGGCGUGCACUGCGGAGUGAGUGAGUGAGCGUGUCUGCACGCUGUGCUCUUUUCCGCGUAGCGAGCGAGCGAGCGAGAGAGCCAGAGCCUGAGACGAAGGGAAGACGGGAGUGUUUCGGAGGCAGCAGGCAGACAAACGGACCGGGCUGGGCUUUGUGUCUGUCAAAAGCGCUUGCCUGCUUGUUUCCGCAUGACGAUCUGGACGGCGGUCGAGUUCAGGCAUUGGCGGUGCUGUGCUCUGCUGCUUACGAGAACGAGCUGCUGCUGCUACUGCAAAUGUUGACGAUGAUCUGUAUAUUGUUGUGAUAGAGUGCUGACGAACCCUCGAGGGGCUUCUUCUCGCUUCGAUUUCUCCGAUUUUUUUUAUUAUAUAUUUUCCAUUACCCUCUCGGGACGACCUUGCGGUGCCUGUCUGCGACUGUCCGCUGGCCCGAGCGAGUCUCUUAGGUCUGACAGACAUUAUAAUAAAAAAAAUCGAUGGUUAUUAGAAACGGCCGUUUUUCGGAGGUGAUGGUCGUCGAGGAGACGGAGAUCUUCUCGAUUUGUUGCACCAUUUCUGCGAUAGUGCGAAGCUAGAUUGGCUCAUGAAUCGCGAAUUCGACCAAUUGGUUGACGCACGUUGAUGGACGCUUAGAUGGAUGAGGGAGGAGGUUUGCGGAGCUUCUGCUGAUGCAGAACGGCAAGGAGUCUAUGCAUGUGUACGCCCGGCCGCCAGCUGGUCGUGCCCGCUCGCCUCCCCUUUCUCCCAUCCAUUCGCCCCGCCAUCGAUUGGGAAGAACGAGAAGUGGCCGCCAAGCGGGCGGUGGUGGACCGACGAGACCUUAUGUGAUACGCCUCAUAUUUCUGCUGUUCUCCUUCUUAUUGAGGAGGCAUGCAGUCCUUUUACUUGCCCCAGUUAUUUACAUAUCCGGGAUGCUCUUGUACAUGGGAACUUUAUCCCUCGAUUUGCCGUCUUCGGCAGGAGUGGCUCGCGGAUCCGUGUACAGAAGUCCGGAAGUUUUCGAGCACCUGUGGCCUGCAAUGGAGGCCGAUAACGACUCGUCGUUUGGGGUCGAGAAAGCUUGGGAGUAUGCUGCCACAGCAGGGUGGCGCCCUUGCCUAGCACGCGAAUCCGAGGCUGACGGAUUGCCAGAAUCAAAUGGAUACAUCUUAAUUGAGGCAAACGGUGGACUUAAUCAGCAGCGAUCAUCUAUCUGCAAUGCCGUAGCAGUGGCACACCUGUUGAAUGCCACUCUCGUCAUUCCACAUUUCCAUCUCAACAGUGUCUGGCAAGACAAUAGCAAGUUUGGAGAUAUUUAUGAUGAAAAAUUUUUCAUAGAGAGCCUCGCGGAGGACGUUAGGGUGGUGAAGAAGUUACCGGAUGAAGUUCUUGAGCAGUUCGGGAACAUGAGCAAUAUCUACAACUUCAAAGUGAAAGCGUGGACACCGGCUGACUAUUACCUGGAAAAGGUCAAACCGAAGUUACUGGAAGCUGGAGUGGUCAGAUUUUCUCCCUUUGCCAAUCGUCUGGCUUACGAUAAGAUACCUCCUAAAGUCCAACAGAUACGAUGUAAGACGAACUUUGAAGCGCUUAGGUUUGCGAAACCUAUAGCAUCACUGGCAGAUGUUUUGGUGAAGCGAAUGGUAGAAAAGAGUUCCAACACUGGUGGGAAGUACAUUGCUAUACAUUUGAGAUUUGAAGAGGAUAUGGUAGCGUUUUCGUGUUGUAUUUAUGAUGGAGGUGAGCAAGAAAAGAUUGAGAUGGAUGCCGCCCGUGAAAGAGGAUGGAGGGGAAAGUUCACUAGGAAUGGGCGAAUAGUUGAUCCUGCGGCUAACAGGGUGGAUGGCCAAUGUCCCUUGACACCUUUGGAGGUGGGUAUGAUUUUGCGUGGAAUGGGCUUUCGAAAUACAACUCCUAUUUACAUAGCAGCAGGAAAAAUCUACAAAGCAGAGAAGACAAUGCUCCCUUUGCGGCAAAUGUUCCCUUAUCUUCAAACCAAAGAAACUCUUCUUUCUGCUGAAGAGCUUGCACCUUAUAAGAAACAUUCGUCACGAAUGGCUGCUCUUGAUUACACAGUUUGCCUGCAGAGCGAGGUUUUUGUGAGCACUAAAGGAGGGAACUUUCCACAAAUUUUGGUCGGCCACCGGCGUUAUUUAAACAAUGGUCAUUCGAAGACUAUCCGUCCUGACACCCGCAAAUUGGCUGUAUUACUCGACGACCCCAAUAUCAGUUGGGCUGCCUUCUCGGAGCAACUCCGCGCCAUGCGAUUACACGGAGAUAUGAAAGGGCAUGAGCUGCGCAAGUCAAACGCCUCUAUAUAUAAAUUUCCUGCCCCCGAUUGCAUGUGCGAAGAUCCUGUUCUUGAUACGUCACGGGAAACGAACAUGAGGAGAGUUAGGUUACAUCUUUGAAUUAGUAAUAGAAGGAAAUGAAUUCUGUUCAGGUGCUAGUUUCCUGUUUUUAGACAUCUUAGAGCAAUAGUGAUUUAUUCUUUAUCCGAUCCAUGUAAUUUAUAAUUUAUUUGUAGGCAACUAACUUAAGUAGGGGUUCUGUACACAACCAUUUCAUUCGGAGUUGAUGUCAACUCUGCUGUAUGUCUACAAGGAAAUUGAACUGAAAGCUGUAACGAUCAGUGGUGGAAUAAACAGCAUAGCCAACUGCACUUGGUGAGCAUGAGAACAAAUCUAGAGUUCCAUGCCAACGCCAGUUAUUUACUCCUCCGCAAUGGCUUUUUGGCUUGUACAUCGGAUCAAAUUGACUUUUAUAGAGAGGUG